This is a messenger RNA of Sycon ciliatum, 9158 nucleotides long. RefSeq names its product sushi, von Willebrand factor type A, EGF and pentraxin domain-containing protein 1-like. Gene Ontology annotation, molecular function: calcium ion binding. The transcript has 32 exons. The coding region runs from base 114 to 7436 and encodes 2440 amino acids. NCBI's taxonomy places the organism in Eukaryota, Metazoa, Porifera, Calcarea, Leucosolenida, Sycettidae. The record is from RefSeq and is a predicted model, not a curated record.
AGUAUGAAAAUAAUUUGAUCUCGAAGAUAAUCCAGUCUUCAAGUCCUUACACGAAUACGUCAAUUUUCUGGAUUGCAUGGAUCGUGUGAGCUGUUAUCAGCGAAAACGCCAGCAUGAAGGCUUCCAGGCUGCUCGUGAUUUGUUUGGUUAUGACAUCUAUGGCGGUGGCUUAUUGUGCGAUACCAGACUUAUGCAAAGCACCGCUUCCGACUCCUAAGCAUGGCCACUACGGGCCAACUGUACUUCGGCACGUGGAUGCAACUAAUGUCUUGAAAUGCAACGUUGGCUACAUGCCCGUUGGCAACACGUCGCUAACAUGCUUGCCGACUGGAACCUGGAUGCAUCAUAGUCCAUCCUGUGUGUUGAAUCCUGACUAUUGCCAGCCUAGAACAUUCCACUUUGGAUCUCUGAUCCCCCCAGGACAUCCCCAGCCUCUGGGUAGUGCUACAUACCAAAUGAAGUGUAGCGAUAACUACUACAGAACUGCAAACCUGAGCAUUGUGAUUAACUGUUUGAUUCACAACGAGACAAUUGGAAAAUUGGUGGCUGCCUCUACUCCAUGUGAAGACACAAUGCAAUGCAGUGAAGAUAGCAGGAUAUUCCUGCCGCCAAUGUUGACCAGCACCGAGUAUCACUCGGCCCAGGCUGCGUGCAAUUCACUCGCUAGUGACCUAAUGCCGGCACAUCUUCUACCGUGCUGGAAGGCAUACUUAGGUCGAUCGAAUAUAACAUGGCCUUCCUGGCUAAAGGGCACCACUACAGCCCAUGGCGUAUAUCAAUUGGCUCAAACGACAUCUGGAUUGCAAGAGAUUCUUGGCUCGCAUCCAUCACACUUCUACUUCUGUGCUACCAUAUUCAAGUAUGCGUGCCCGCUGAGUGCAGUCACCCUGAUUUACCCACCAUCACCUGCCUACAGACAGCAGCACAACUACACGACCUCCGCGCAGGCCUGCAACGACUUUGGCGCUCGCCUUCCCGACAGCACGGAGAGCGCGUGCGUGCAGCACCUACUCGGGCUGAACGGUGCGAGCGGGUUUGCCUGGCUGCGAGACAGGAUCACGGCGAGCACCGCGUUGCUUAGUAAUGACAGUGCCUCGCCAAUCGCGGAGAAGCACUUUGUGAUUUGCAAACAGUCCGGUCCCCAGGACUAUUGUCCAUUUGCUUACUUUGCCAAUGCUCACGUUUUCUACGAGGGCAGAGGUAUCGGAUCAACUGCUAAUUUGUCGUGUGAUGACGCUUAUCAUGUCAGAAAGGGCAGUUCCUCCGUGAUCAACUGCUUGAAGGACACGGCGACCAGCGGCAAAUGGUCAGGAAGUGUUGGCUGCGAACUGAACGUCAACUACUGUCCGGAUUCAAAUUUAGCUAACGGUGUCCUUAAGUUCCCGACCAACCGUGCACUGAAUAGUCAAGCAGUUCCUGUCUGCGACCAAGGCUAUAAUGCAUACCCUCUCAUGAACCUUACCUGUACCAUGAGAUCCAGUCGUCAUGGAGACUGGCUACCCGUUCCGUCCUGCAUAGCCAUCAUCAACUACUGUCCUCAGCUUACCGUUAACGACAGCAGCUUGUCCUUGACACUGGAUCGGGAAAUUGGCUCCACAGUGACAGUGAACUGUGAUGCCGGAUACACUCGGAUAGGAGGACCUUCCUCUGCAUAUGUGUGCACUGCUGGAAAUGCUACUACAGGCAAAUGGACGGGAUCACAACAUUGCCAAGAUAAAAAUGAGUGCCUUUCAGGUGUAAACUACUGUGACAGCCCAAGAUACUGCUGGAACGUGCCCGGAUCAUUUCUAUGUUGUUUCCCUGGCUAUGAAGCCAAUGGCGGCCGGUGUCAAAAGAUCUCCAACUACUGCCCAGCCCUUCACCCUGCCAAUGGCAUGAUGUCAUCGCAGAACGGCUGCGCAGUCAAUGACGUUCUCCAGCUGACUUGUAACCAUGGCUACGCGAUGGGAUUAUCCGGCAGCGACUUCACAUGCCAGGCUGUUUCCAUACAUGUUGGCAAGUGGAGUGCAGUGCCGGCUUGUUACGAGAUCAAGAACUAUUGUCCAAAUGCAAGUAUUUCCGACGGCUCGGUGGCAUUUUCGGACGGCAUGGGAAUAGGCGACACAGCAUAUAUCACCUGUAGCAAAGGCUACCGUCCGCUGUCAGGAAGUGCGGCAGUAUGCUCACCAUGGAAGGCCUCUGCUGGUGUCUGGAAUACCACCAUAGCUUGUGAAGUGGAUCGCAGUGUGUGCACGCAGCUGCAGCAUUAUGCCAACAGCUCAGCAGCCACCAGCGCGUUGUCGUGCGGCCCUGGCUACACGUCACUGCCCUCUGUACUACGCUGGUGUCUGAACCGCACCGGCGAACUGAAGACAGCGGCAAAGUGCGAGCUUAUCAAUCAGUACUGUGGUCUAAUCUCUGUGGAGAAUGGAAACGUAAUGGGAGCCAGCUACCGUCGUUUAGAUGACGUCAUACAACUGCAGUGCAAUGACCUUCACUACUCACCAGAUGGUUACCAAUUCAAAUGCUUGGCUGCAAACGCAACACAUGGAACGUGGAAUGCGAGCGCCGUGUGCUUACGUGGGUAUUGGUGUACUGAGGGAGUAUCUAGAAAACUACUGAUGAUUCAGAGUUCCAGUUCGCAAACCCACCAGGGAGCAAGUUCUAAAUGUCACAGUUUUGGCAUGCGUCUUCCAUCGUACACUGCUCGAUCCUGCAUGACUACAUUCUUUGCUCUGCUUCAAAACACGUCGCCAUUCUGGACGCAAGAGAUAGCUUCAAGCCAGGGGAGAUCACAACUGAGCAAUGGAGACUACAAAUCCGUCAACGAGGCACACCAAUUUGGCUGCGAGGUGAUCGGGCAAUUUAACUGCAGUGCAACCAGCUCAACGUUGGUUUUAUCCAAAGACACAAUACACCUGGCUACAUACAGAAAUGCGAUCGACAUCUGUGAUAGAAUUGGUGGGCACCUGCCCGCUAAGAACGAGUAUGCCUGUGUCCUGGAUUUUCUCGCCAUGAACCAGCAGACCGAGCGUGCUUGGUUGCGUGAUGUUCACCCAUCACGAGACAUGGCGUACACUGUCCAGACGGCGAAGCCAGGUAGCGUGCGCCCAAGUCCACUCGACUCAAGGGCGCGUGUUGUUUGUGCACAAUCAGUUGCAUCGAAUUAUUGCCCCUGGGUUGAGGUUUUCAACGGAACUGUUCGCUAUAAAAGCAGCCGUGCGCUUGGUGAUCAAGCCCAGCUCGUGUGCCACCAGGGCUACAUUCCGGACGGCAACGGCAGCAGCUUGUUUACGUGUGUCCGUGAGACGGACCACCGCGGACGCUGGAGUUCUUUUCCCAACUGCAUACUCAACCAAACCUACUGUCCACCACUUAAUCUUGUCAGUUGGGUCUACUUUCAAUCAACCAGCAGCAGAUCAAUACAGAGCAUAGCUCGAUGGGCAUGCACUGCCGGGACAGAGUCGAGAAACGGAUAUGCAAUAGUCUGCAUUAGCAAUGGAAAGGGUGAGGGAAUGUGGAACGCAACUGCCGCUUGCACAGUUAUACCUUACUAUUGUCCUGAGUUGUUCAAGGUGCCUGGAGGACAACUAGUUUAUCCACGCAACCGUAGCGUAGGCGGUAUAGCAGUGCUUCAUUGUUACCCAGGGUACUGGAACUAUUUUGAUAAACGCAGAGUAGGAAGUUGUUUGCACCGGACAACAACCCAAGUAUAUUGGGAAACGGCUGCGAUCACGCAAUGGAUCGUGGACGGUCGGUUGACAUGUGUUGCAAUUGAGAACUAUUGCAAAGGAAAACAAUUUGUUGGUGGAGCGCUGUCUACAAGUAAACGUGGUGUGUUAAACAGCAGCGAGACAUUGCAGUGCGACUCGGGGUAUAAACUUGAUUCCGACCCUACCUACGCUUGCACCUAUGUCACCGAGAAGCAGGGUGCAUGGGCUGGAACGGCCAAGUGCAUAAUCAUAGAAGAGUUUUGCCCCAAAGAGAAUAUCACCAAUGGCGCUGUGGUCUACCAGGGCGCCCACCGCGUCCACUCCACGGCGCUUCUAGUUUGCAAGGCAGGCUUUGUUGCCACAUACGGCACUCGGCUAACAUGCCGAAGUGGCACGUGGGCGGCAAUCUCUAUUGGACACCCGUACACACCUGAAUGCAAACAGAAAGACUAUUACUGCCCUUGGCCGCCCGGUGUGGUUGGUGGGCAUCUGUACUGGACGCCAAGUAAUACUUUGUAUCCUGUUUACCGGCUCCAUUGUCACCAUGGAUACGAAGCAGCUCCGGGACCAACUGCGAUUACAUGUGUCACCGAAACACACACCAACGGGAGAUGGAAUGCUACAGUUCGGUGUAACGCCCUGCCAAAGUAUUGCCCCGGCUUGAGUAUAGCCAACUCUAUCCUGUCCUCCACGGCACGUCAUGUCUAUGCACAAAUCACAGUGUCAUGUAACCCUGGUUACGAAGUCAACGGUGGACCCAUUCUCACAUGCGUGGGUGGGAAUUUCACAGCAGGCAGGUGGAACACCAUGGCUCUGUGUGAACUGAAAAGCAACUACUGUCGCGAACAGCUUCCUUCUAACGGAAAACUCGUCUAUACCGGUUCGCGUAAGGCUGGCGAUACCGCUAGCCUUACGUGCAGUGAAGGCUACCUGCCACAGAACGGUGUAACCUUCAACUGCCAAUUUGCUGAUCUCACGUUCGGUGCCUGGAGCGCCACUCCAAAGUGUUCAGUUAACAACUUCUAUUGCCCGCCAAUCUUAAGCUUUGCCAACGGUUUCAUGACUUUCCCACGAGCACGGGCACUGGGUGCCACGGCAGCGGUCUCGUGUAACCCUGGUUACCAUGCUCUGAAAGACACGGUGACGUGUGCUACCAAGUCAGCAGGCGUGGGAGAGUGGGGAAAGCCCAUUUGCACAGUCUUGAUCGGCUUUUGCCCUCUACUGACGGUGGAGAACGGCAAAGUUGUCUACGAUGGACAGCGUGCCAUACAUAGCAAGGCGACACCUGUGUGUAACCAUGGUUACGAGAAGGGCAGCUCUCUGCACACGACAACAUGCCGCCAACUCAGCCAUACAACCGGACGAUGGUCAAACUCACUGCAAUGCUUUAAACGUCAACGCUACUGUGCCGCGGUCAAUGUAGCCUCUGGCUCCAUCUCCUACCUUAGUAGCCACCAGAUCGGCUCCUUGGCAACACUGUCCUGUUUCCAUGGUUACGUGCCAGUCGGCGAUGUGUCAGUGAUGAUGUGCUUGGAAGGGAGCGCAGCGGCUGGACGAUGGAGUGAAUCAUUAAGCUGCAGAGCAUUUUGUCCAGAGAGCAGCGUGCCGAACGGUGUCAUCACUCAUGUUCCGGGCACGCUCAAAGGCAGCAAAACCCAGCUUGCGUGCAAGGCUGGCUAUGAAGCAGUCAAAGGGACGCUGCACACCUGCCAGGCCUACAACAGUACUCACUCGCAUUUGUCGGGAAAGCCCGCUUGCAAAGCCAUUUCGGAGUACUGCCCGGAAAUGCCCAGUGUUAACGGCAGUUACAGCUACACAAACAACAGGGAACACCUUGCCACGGCCAUGUUGCACUGCAAGCUGGGUUUCAGAGCCAGCAAUGGCGAGACGUUCACCUGCCGCAGUGAUGGCACUUGGAGCAACAUCAGCACCUGUGCAGUAAUUGACAACUACUGUCCAAUUGUUCACGAGGAUGGCGGAGUCACUCACUAUUCUGGUGUACGGCAAUUGGGAUCAACGGCAUCAUUCAAUUGUGAUCCAGGCUAUAACAGCACCGGGUCACUCACUUGCUUGGUACAAAACAAAAACAAUGGCAAGUGGAGUUUGGGGCGUGGAUGUGAAUUGAUUCCGGACUAUUGUCUGCUGGAUUUGGAGUCGAACAAUUCACGCACGAGCUACCCUGGCAACAAGGAGCUCGGCUCUGUGGCCAUACUUGAAUGCGACAAGGGUUAUCCGGUGAAAGGGGAUCCCAAUUUCACUUGCAUUGUCCAGAAGGGGAACAGAGAUAAUGGCGUUUGGAGCGGAACUGGUUAUUGCUGGGAUGAUUUGUCAGGCAUCGGCAGUGACAGCGGGAAAUCAGGGAAUUACGCCAUUCUUGUGUCAUCUUCGUCUUCCGCUGUGGUCUUCCUCCUAGCUCUUGCCAUCUUUAUCUAUUAUUGGUCAAAGAGGCAAAAUGGCACGCCCAAGAGGGGACUGCAACCUUCGGCGUCUCUCUUCGAUGCGUAUUACAAUGUGAAAAUGCGUGUGACCAAUCCGCACGUCAAGCAAGUGUACAGUGGAAAUGCUGACGCCCGUCAGGCUGCUAGGGUGAACGGCAGAGGGCCAGUGUCGACCACCACCGCCGUCGACUCCUUGGUCGACAACCUGUCUACUGCUGCCGACGAUGAGCUUAACGAGGACUGGAUGCUCCGAGAGUCCGCCUUUGAAACCCGCAGCAACAGAGGUCAUCCCGGUGGAAGUCCGCGUAGCUGUGCAGAGUCGAUGUUGAGUUACCGUGACGACGCAAACUACAGGCACGGCGGCAUGAUGUCGCUUGACAACGCUGGUAUGGACACAAUGUCAGUGGCUAGUCACAUGAUGCAGGAACAAGACUAUCAGUCGUUCAACCUGCUGCCCGAUGCCAUGCCGGGCUCGCGCUCGCGAACGCACAGCCUGAACUGCUCGCCAAUGGCCCCGGCACGCCCCUCCAGGGUACCGGCAUCCAUCUCAAACCAAUCAAUUUCAUGUCGCAACGUUGAUGCUUGCCGCGGCGGGCCAGCGGGACGAGGCAACGCACCCGGUCUGCGUGACGCGAACUACUCCAACGAACUGGAUACUAUUUCAGUUUCCAGUAAUGUGCAGGAGCAGCAGUACCAAUCGUUCAGCCUGCAGCCGGAUGCCGAGCAGGGUUCCCGCGCACGCUCCAGGAGCUUGGGUGGCACACCAGCAGCGGCGAGACUGAACUGUCCCCAGCCCAUGGCAGGGCCAGGCAGUGGACGGGGUGAUACGUUGGCACGGAAAGCAAGCGGCAUUUCCACCGGCAGUGCGAUCAGCAGAGACAUUCUCUUUUCCGAGCCGAGUGCGCCCCGCCGUGACUUCAGCAGAGUGGAGCCCGAUCGAAUAUCCAUAAGCUCAGGGGGAUUCCCCAUGCAGGGGAGUUUCAGUGGAACACAAUUGCAACCUGGCUACAUGCCAACACCAGGAAUAGGCGAUCGAGUGCAGCAGAACCCUGGAUGUAACCCCCACCUUGCCCACUUACCAGGAAACACCGCACAACGUAAUCCCCAUGCCGUACAGACCUCUUCUCCCAGAAUUUCACCGGCUCCGAGCUCGGAGAACAUUGAGCUGCCUAAACGCCCACCAGCACUUGGGUACUCUCCCAUGACACGAGAAUCAAUCUCCGGAAUAUCACAGGGAGCCCGAAGGCAGGAAUCGCGCAGCGAUCAUUCCAUUCCGCCGGUUCCAUUUAACCAAUACAACAAUUGAGCCACCAGGUGGACAAGGAAAUGCUGAGCAUGUCUUUCUCUCUUGAACAACACCUGCCCGAUUCCAAUCUGUUUCCAUGGAGAUUAAUGACAUGGUAACAACGCACGCACAUGAAUCACUAUGAAAACCCCCUACGCACGCCGUUGAGUCGUCGUGCGCCGGCUUCAAGAUUAGGAUUGUUCAGCAUGCACGCAUGCAUGUCUAAGCGCUGGAUUUCAACAGUCGAGAACAGCAAACCGAGAACAGCGGGCUGAUUUAAACUCUGCCCUGUCGGCGGUCUAGCUAUGCAACUCAAUCACAGUUGUGACCUGCUACGGCUGCUUUCCAGUGCUUGUAGUGGAUAUCACAGCAUUUCUGCACAACACAUUCACGUAUGAAAUGAAUGGGACCGGACAGUCUUCACAGGCCAAGGACUGAAAGGGAGUAUGCCUGAUGGACUUUUCUGCUAACCUGCCAUACAAGUUGAUGUUUUACGAACCGCCCAGCUUCGAUUCAAAUGGCAAGCACGCGGUAUUUGUUCCUGUUUUGCCGCACUCUUCACAACGAGAAUACGCGGAGCUGAUCGGAUUCCCAAGCCGUCUUGCAAUACCCCAGGCAGGCAAGCCCAGAGCCGGUACAGUCACUAGCUAGCACUGUUCUAGACCAGUACUUUUCUCUGACAUGUCGACCUCUCUCUACGUACAUGCACGGAGAAAUUACAUCUGAUCACACUCAUACUCAGAUCUGUUUUCUUUGCCGCUUUUCACUGUUCACAUCCUCAGAUACUGAGUACCUUGCUUGGAAAAGUAUGCAAUAAUUAUGAAUGUUUCCAUCCCAAAAUUGGGAAAUAUCCGCCUUGAUGUGGAGAUUUCUUCAUCAGCUGGAUAUCGGAAAACAUAGAAAAGAUUUUUUCAUCAUUGUAUUGUAAAGCAUCAACCACCGCUGGAUUGCUUCCCACAUAUGUAUGUAUGUAUGUAUGUAUGUAUGUAUGUAUGUAUGUAUGUAUGUAUGUUAGCAUAAUAGGCUUACCGGUAUGCGAGCACCGAAAUAGGUUGUUCUAGCGGCUUAAGAAGAAAACAAAACGAUACAGCUUCAGGUUAUAUAGUGCAGACAUCUUUGGGUUCAUGGCGGACUUUUUCUCGACAUUCUUUGUCAGUUUUUCAUUUGACGCCUGAUUGAGAAAUGUUUGAGGGCUGCGUUCCCUUCGAGGACGUCAGGGGAUUUUCUUCGUGCUCAUAGGUUCUGACUCCUUUUUUGCUAUGAAUCCUUCGUGUAUCGGCUAGCAUCGUUAGGCAUGAUUGUCAUUGCUGAAGAACACUGAUCUCUGCCGCUCAGUCUUUGCUGUCAAGACAUAAUCCGAGACAGUCCUAGCUCAUGAUUUCCUGUAUGCCAAUGGACACGCAUUGGCCACAGCUAGUUGACAAACAUACUGAAACUUCUAGGUGUUUCUCUCAUAGCUUGCACGUGGUCUUGGCUGUUUCCAUGCUUUCUUACAAGUUGGUACAACAUGCCUUCUUGCUAUAUCUAUUUCACAAGGUGUGUUUAGAACUUUUCAAGUUUUUGUGAAGCUCGCACCGCCACGUGUGUUUCUAUUUGUCCGCAACAUCACUAAUCAAGGACGCUGGGUUUUUUUCUCACUCGUGUAAUCACCCUGUAGGUUUCACUUCGCUGGCACAAGCCGCACAACAUGAUGCCUCAUUGAUCACCACAAUCAUCUACUUAAAAGGUGUCAACACUAUCUGA